Messenger RNA from Lactuca sativa (garden lettuce), 998 nucleotides. Its product is annotated as small COPII coat GTPase SAR1A. NCBI's taxonomy places the organism in Eukaryota, Viridiplantae, Streptophyta, Magnoliopsida, Asterales, Asteraceae. The record is from RefSeq and is a predicted model, not a curated record. Gene Ontology annotation, biological process: intracellular protein transport. Gene Ontology annotation, molecular function: GTP binding; GTPase activity.
CUCUUCUCCCCAAAGAGAGUUUUCCAAGUUGUGUUGUGCCAUAAAAUCCUACUUCUAUAAUCUUCCUUCUCACUAGGUUUUCUAUUUCGGGAGAUACAACUCGGGUGAUUCCGAAAAGCGUUAAACUGAAUCAUCGAUCGAGAGAUUUACGAACCGCUAUAUGUUCGUGGAAUCGAUCGAUUUGGUUUAAUAGAUUUGGAGUUUUUCGUGUUUUGUGGAGAAAUCAGAGGUUUAAUUUUGAAGUUUUUAGGGAGUAGAAAUCAUGUUUUUGGUGGAUUGGUUCUAUGGAGUUCUGGCAUCGCUAGGUCUGUGGCAAAAGGAGGCUAAGAUCUUGUUUUUAGGGCUCGAUAAUGCCGGCAAAACCACUUUGCUUCAUAUGUUGAAAGACGAGAGACUCGUUCAGCACCAGCCAACUCAGUAUCCGACAUCUGAAGAACUGAGUAUUGGGAAAAUUAAGUUCAAAGCCUUCGAUUUGGGAGGACAUCAGAUCGCUCGUAGAGUCUGGAAAGAUUACUACGCCAAGGUGGAUGCAGUGGUAUACCUAGUGGAUGCAUAUGAUAAGGAAAGAUUUGCAGAGUCAAAAAAAGAACUAGAUGCACUUUUGUCAGAUGAAUCAUUAGCAAAUGUACCUUUUUUAGUUCUAGGCAACAAGAUUGACAUCCCUUAUGCUUCAUCAGAAGACGAGUUGCGAUACUUUUUGGGCCUAACGGGCCUCACCACAGGCAAAGGGAAAGUAAAUCUUGAAAACUCGGGUGUUCGUCCUCUUGAGGUCUUCAUGUGUAGUAUUGUGAGAAAGAUGGGGUAUGGUGAUGGCUUUAAGUGGGUUUCUCAGUAUAUCAAGUAGUUGCUUUGGUUUGGUUUGUGUUUGUUUUGGAAGGAAAAAAAGAAGAAAUGUUAUAUUGGAUUUGGAUUUGAGGAUAUAUGUUUGUUUGAUAAAUGGUGUGUUUUAUAACUGAAUGGAUGGAUAUUAAGUAUGAAAUUUUAUGUUUGGUUUGGUU